AUGCCAAAUCUAAUGUGCCUCAAACUCCGAGAGCUUGCUAUCCCAGCAGUAGUGAUACGAGGAGCAGCCGUUUGGCUUAACUGUACAUACGAUUUGGAAAACGAAAAACUAUAUUCAAUUAAAUGGCAUAAGAACAAUGUGGAAUUCUACAGAUAUCUGCCAGAGGACAAACCUCCAGGACAAUUGUACGAACUCCAGGGAAUACACAUUGACCUGAGACGCACUGACCGAGGGAAUUUAUUUAUGCCUUUCACAGAAGUGUCCUCGGAAGGUAUUUACAGAUGCGAAGUAUCAACAGACGCUCCUACAUUCCAAACCGUUAAGGGAGAGCGAGAAAUGAGGAUAUACGUGAAUCCAAGUUCAAAGCCUAGAAUAUUUGGCAAGAAGGGUUAUUAUUCUCCUGGUAACCUUGUGAAUGUGACCUGUGUUUCGGCCCCAUCAAGACCGGCUGCAUUUCUGAAAUGGUGGAUCAACGGAGUUGAGGCUAGGUCUCAUCAGUUGACUAGACCUCUGCCAGACGAAUCUUAUGAUGGUUUGUAUAUUUCAAAAUUAAGAUUGACCUUUGAAGCAAGGCCAAGCCAUUUCUUCCAGGGCAGAAUGAAGGUGCAGUGUGAAGCGAUAAUAUCUCAAGCUCAUACCCUUCGCAGUGAAGAAAUCAUCAUUUCAUCAAAUAGUAGGGCGACAACUGCUACUGCAGCAUACGAUCAGCAGAAAGACGGACCCAGCAUUAAAGGCGGGAAACGCACCUACCGAGUUGGUGAUAAUGUCAACCUCAACUGCACUGCAGCCAAAUCGCAGCCACCUGCGGAACUGCACUGGUACAUCAACGACAAAGAAGCACGCCUUGACUACUUAAUUCCCCGAGAACCAAUAGUUUACCACGACGGCGAAGAAUCCACAGUACUAGGGCUACGGUUCGAGGUUCGGCAGAGGCAUUUUCAGAAGCAGGAAAUGAGGCUUCGCUGCACGGCAACUUUAUCGGAGGUGAAGAGGAUGACAAGUGAACCGCUGGAAGUUAUACUGUCAGAGCAACAAAAAUCGGAUCUGCAUGUCGACUUGUUCAAUGCCGCAGCAGUUUCAAGCAAAAGCACUUGGAAUCCAAAGACUAUUAGACCCCUUUGGAGUCUGUUUAUCCUCCUUGUUUCAAGGACUUUUUUGUAAAUUAUCGCGAUAAGAAGCUGGAAAAAACACUUAAGCAAAGCCAUUGUCUUUCAUCGUUGCUCGUGAAGACUUGACUU
This is a messenger RNA of Uloborus diversus, 1238 nucleotides long. RefSeq lists its product as uncharacterized. The record is from RefSeq and is a predicted model, not a curated record. The transcript has 8 exons. Bases 1 to 1161 code for a protein of 386 amino acids. NCBI's taxonomy places the organism in Eukaryota, Metazoa, Arthropoda, Arachnida, Araneae, Uloboridae.